GGUCGGGAGAGCGAGAUGCGUCGAGAGAAAGCACAGGUUGUGGAGCGACUUUGAGGUGCACCGCUUGCAAAUUAAGAUCCAUGUCUUUUCUUACAUGUGGCAAUUAUGUCGGAAAACUGGCACAACCCGUGUUGAGGUAGAACCUAAAUAUAUGCUAUUUAUUUCAACCUAGUUUAUUUUUUUUUAAUUUGUUGUUUUUGCCAGAGGUGUUGUCUGUUACGCGAGGAUUUCGUUUUUAGUGCUACCUGGAUUUAAUUUUGCCAAUAUGCCUCUUCGGAUUAUGAUUUACACACACAAGGCUUAUGGAAUAUAGCCUGAUUUGUCACAAUCUGUAUGCGAUUUCCUUCAGCCCAGUGAAAAAGAAACUCUUGCUGCUCUGCAUCAUGCUUUUGCUGUGGGUAUAUAUGUUGUAUUCCUGCGUGGGCUACUGUUCCACUAUGCCAAGUUUGAUGGUGGACUCUUACCGGGGGAAGGACAUUCAGACCGCCGCCAAAAGGACAGACAGCGGGGGGACAGAUCUCAUGUCCAGACUGCUCCCUAGAACCCAGAGCUGGGUGGACUUGGAAACGGACUACGAUGAACCUCCGGUCAGGACCGCUUCCAGAGACUUGCUGAAUAACGAGAUCGAAGUGGACAGAACUGACGACUGGGAAGAGAUGAGAAGCGAGCAGAGGUCUCUGGAGCCCAGCGCCCUGUCGAGUUUCUCGAACGGGUCGGGCACCAAGAAGCUGCCCCAGGCGAUCAUCAUCGGGGUGAAGAAGGGAGGCACCCGCGCCCUCCUCGAGUUUCUCCGGGUGCACCCCGACAUCAGAGCUGUGGGAGCGGAGCCGCACUUCUUCGACAGGAACUAUGACAACGGGCUGGACUGGUACAGAGACCUGAUGCCUAAGACCCUGGAGGGCCAGAUCACCAUGGAGAAGACCCCCAGCUACUUUGUGACCCGGGAGGCUCCGGCUCGGAUCUGCGCAAUGUCCCGGGACACCAAGCUGAUCGUGGUGGUGCGGGACCCCGUCACCAGGGCCAUCUCCGACUACACCCAGACUUUAUCCAAGAAGCCCGACAUUCCCACCUUCGAGAGCCUGACCUUUAAAAACAGGACUACGGGUCUGAUUGACACCUCCUGGAGUGCCAUCCAGAUUGGCAUCUAUGCCAAGCACCUGGAGAACUGGCUGCAGUACUUCCCCAUGGGCCAGAUCCUCUUCGUGAGCGGGGAGCGGCUGAUCAGUGACCCGGCCGGAGAGCUGGGCCGAGUCCAGGACUUCCUGGGCCUCAAGAGGAUCAUCACGGACAAACACUUCUACUUCAACCAGACCAAGGGCUUCCCCUGCCUGAAGAAGGCUGAAGGCAGCAGCAAACCCCACUGCCUGGGCAAAACGAAAGGCAGGACCCACCCCAAUAUUGACCCAGAGGUGGUGCAGAGACUUCGGGACUUUUACAGACCCUUCAACAUGAAGUUCUAUCAGAUGACUGGCCAUAACUUUGGAUGGGAUUGAAAACAACAUAUCAUUUCAAUUUGUUUUAUAUUCUGGCAAAAGAUUUGUGGAGAUAUUGCUAUAUAUAUGUAAAAUGUACAGAAAUCUAUUUUAUAAUAAUUUAUUUUUAAUUUCUAAGCAAUUAAUUCACUAAGCUGCCUAACCAUAUUAUAUAUAACAUCCAGCCCACUUUCCAUGUUGCUCCUUGAACAUUCCACAAUAUUUUUCUUUUUCUUCUUUCACAAUCCUGAUAAACUCCUUUGAGUUAACGGUGCUUCCAAGUGCAGAAGAUCUUUAGUGGCUGAAGGAAAAAAAACACACAAAAUCAAAGGAGAAGAAAAGCACAAUGUAUUGUGUUACGGGUAUUCAGCAUUCACAGACAGUGAAAAUCAUUUUUUAAUGCAUUUGCAUUUUUUAUCAUGAUGGUACUUAGUUUUUUGAUGAAAAUUACCCAGAUCUUUUCUUUGCAGUUUUAUACACUCUUAUUUUACCAUUUAAGGAUGUUAUGUUAAUGCUAAAACAAGGUGGUAUAUUUUAAUUGGAUUUGUUCUAGAUGCAUUUGUAGUGUUUGGGUUCUGUUUGGGUAGUACUGUAUGUCAGUCAUUUUUAAUAGCCCGACCCCAAACGAUAGAGAGCACACCUAGCUAAGCCAAAGGGGUCUCAGCUAAUGCAUAAGCUGAUGCAUAAUAUGCGUUUUUAGUUAAUAAGUAGAUCAAUAGACCAAUUGCUACUUAUAGUGAAAUUUCAGUUUAAAGAAUAAUAUUCCCCCUGUGCUGAACUUCAGGGCCUUUUGCAAUCAAACUGUGAUUUAUCAAAGGGUAAAUUGCAUUUUGGUGACAGAGCAGCACAUGCUGGCAUUAUGCUAAUUGUAUAAUGCAACUUAACCAGUUGAUCCAUGCUUUUAGGCUCUUGUCCUAGACACAGCUGAAGCAAGGAAGACCCCCCACCUCCCGUAAACUAGCACCCUUCUAAAAGAACAGAGGGGCACAACUGCGUGUCAGCAAGACACUUGCACAGAGCUGGUAUUCCAGGUCGUGAAUCUGCGAGACUGCAACAUUAGCAUUGCAAUGCAAUUGUUGCAUUGUCUCCCCCCCCCAACUGGAGGGUUAAAAACAGAUAAAUGGAGAAGCAGAUUGCAGUCUCAGGAUCCUAUUGAUCAAACGCCCUCUUGCUCCUGAAAACAUCAUUGGAGCCUUGUGUAUACACUGACUUGGAGGCAGCUUUACAGUCACUGUUGGAUUCAUAUGAGGCCACAUAGUAACGAGUGUCAUGAAAUCAGUGGUGUUUUAUGGGAAAGUGGUUGAAGUGAUAAGUGGAGAAAUUUAGACUUGCAAUCAUAGGUAAUGGAUUUUAAAAAAGAAAUAGCAAGACGAAUAAGGAUAGGGCAAGUGGAUUUUGUCCAGAAGCCUCCACUGCUGAUUCUGCUGAAUUAUUUUAGAGUCGAGUUCAGUUUUAGAGCCAGAACAAUUUACGGUGCAGGCUUUGUGUUGCUUAUCUAUUUUCAGACAUGUAAUGGGGUUUUCUGGUGAAAAGGAUGAUGUGCUUGUUGCCAAAUUCGGAAUAUGUUGGUCUGAAGAACUCGGCUUUCCAGUUACGCAAAGCUUGAAUCGUUCUGCAUUAUGUUUGCCUUUCUACUUGAAUACUGUAUAUGCAAAUGGCAAAAAUAUUUUGUUAUGACACAUUCUGCACGCUUAACCUUUUCCAUUUGGAGCAGCUGCUGCUAAAGAAUUAGUGAAACAACAAUCUGCUUCUGUCAUGUGUGACACUGUUUUGAUAGUAUUUGGGAAAAUAAUUUCACUGCAUUCACUUUGAAAAAAGACAUCAUUUCUAUUGCCCAGAAUGAAUGUAAGUAUCAUUAUUUAGAAAGGACUCUCUGGAUUAUUUCACACUGAGGGACAAGCAUCACUAAAGCACUGGCUGUUUUGUCAUUUUCAAAGGGUAUUUUGUUAUUUUAUGUCUUUCAGUGGACAAAUGUGUGCCUCUUUGUGGUCCAGCAGUAAGUGAUCCCUUACCUUAAGCUAGGAGGCAGCCCAUUUGAGGAAACGAUAAAAUAUUUUCACAGCUGUUUGUAGAUUAACAUAAAACCAGUGGGUAGCAACUAAAAAAAAAACUCUUUAGUGCAAUGGAUUUCCUUGUGUUGGAGAGCAUGGGUAAUUCUCAAGGAAACGGCACAAGGAUUUUGCGGUUUAACAUGCAAAUAAGUGCUUUCACUUUACAAGAAAUUAUUAUGUCGAAGCAUCAUAUUAACACUUUGGAACAGUGGAAUUUCUGAACUCAAGAUUGUGAAUUGCAUUUUGUGUUAAGAGGAAACCUCAUGAGACCUCGGGCUUGUGGGUAAUUUGUUUACUUUGUUGCAUUUAUUUAUGGUUGAGUUUUAUUCAGCCUUUUAGAGUUACAAUGUUAGCGAUCCCUUUUUUCUGUCUUUCCCAUGUAAUAUGGUAUUUAGGAUAGCAAAUCUGUACAUAUAAAAAAUGAAAAAUAAAUGUAAAUCAAGUAUUUUGUGGUAUGUACAUCAAAAAUUAAUUUUACACCGUGGAAAACAAAAAUAAAGGUUUCUAGAGAAUUAAAUACUGAACAUUCAUACUAUUUCUUUGUAUGAUAAAUAAAAUAUAUAUUUUACCAAAACGUUACUGAGAAG
Molecule: messenger RNA, 4110 nt
Organism: Lepisosteus oculatus (spotted gar)
Lineage: Eukaryota; Metazoa; Chordata; Actinopteri; Semionotiformes; Lepisosteidae
Gene: hs3st3b1b
Product: heparan sulfate (glucosamine) 3-O-sulfotransferase 3B1b
Molecular function (GO): [heparan sulfate]-glucosamine 3-sulfotransferase activity
Source: RefSeq, a predicted model, not a curated record